GGGAGUGGGACGGGACAGGAGUGAAAAUCCGCUCCUGUGUCAUGCUGUAAUGUAAAGGAAGAAAACUUGAAUUCCACUUUUUAGUUGCGCCCUCUGGUGGCAAAGCAAUUGGUAAUUGCAGUGUGACAACAAGCCCCGGUCUCCCCUACUAGUAUCUGAGAUUAAAUACAGCUGAAUAGAUGGUUAAAGAGAGCUUUGUUAAAGGUUUUCCCCCUAUUUCAUUUGUAUAUUGGAUUAGUCUGACAUUAGAAUGAACAGAAGUUUAUUUUUUAAAAGGUAAAAAGUUAGCUUUAGUUUUUUAAUAUAGUGAUCAAAUACUGGGUUAUUGAUAGGUUGUAUUGAUUGGGUUAGAUGAGGUGAAGAGGAGCACUACAACUGGCUCCGUGCAUGCAUGCGUGCUGCAGACGCGUGCCUGUACGGAAGUGCGUUUUUUUUUUUUUUGCGCGUGAUGUAUGUCUGCCUCUCCCUCGGGUCCCUGAAGUGACAUUUCCCCGGAGGAGCGGUGCACGGAAGCCGGCUCGGUGCUCAGUAUCCUCCUCGGUUCAGUAUGCGCCACCCACAGAGUGAGAGCUGUUAGCAUCAUAAAGCGCUCAGAGCUCAGACAUAACACAACAUAAUACUAGAGAAUACAGGAACUGCGACGGAGAGAGAGAGAGAGAGAGAGAGAGAGAGAGAGAGAGAGAGUUUACCGAGCAAAGUGCGUUAUCAGCUGCUGCACAGACAGGCGGUGUUGGAGGUGUAGAAAGAGAGAAAGAGAGGGUGGAGGUGUAGGAGGAGGAGGACAGACGGAGCUCUCUCUCCUUCCUUUAGUCGUUGUCGGUGACGGUGUCGGUGAUACAGAUGGGUGCGACUCUCCUCAGCACGCGCCGGGAGCACGAGCGGUCCCCCCCUAAUGCAGCCUGAAUCCAGCUGCGAAUGACUCUCUGCUAACAGUAAGUUCAAUUACAUCUCCGCCUUCAUUCCUCUUCGACUUAUUUCUUCAUUUUAUCGCCUGUUUUAAAGAACACCGAGAGCCUGAGUGACACAGUAGGAAGCAAAUGUCAUCAUGUGUCCCUCCUGUGUUGUAAUGAGAGCGUCAGCACGUACAAACUUUUACAGCCUCCAUACUGUUUCAGGCUUCAUCCACCUCUUUUUAUCAGCUGCUAUCAUUAGAGACUGUGCUUAUCUGUGGCAACACCGCGCUACGGCUGCUGUUAUUGGGCAGAAAAAGGAGCAUUCUGGGGUGUGACUUCACUGUAACCUAGUUACAGCUGUUUGUGUGUACACCUCAGUCAUAUGCAGGCUGUUUGCUCUGGUCAGAGGCAGUGAAUAGGAGGCAUUCAGACUUGGUCAGAGCACAGACUGGCCUGUUUAUAACUUGUUUCCCCUGCAGGCCUGCAUGUGCCCUCUCAUUCUCUUUUCAUAAGCGUAAGUACAAACCAAAAUGAAUUGAUGAAUGCAUGUAAAAAAGAGAGAGUUAAGCAUCGCUGGAGUCCAAAAAAACAAAGGCACAAUGGAAAGUUGGGAGUGCCAGAACAUUUUUUUUAAGUCACCCUCGAGGCUUUUUAGCUCCUGCUCUUUCUUACCCAGAGAAAGGCUGUGAGAGUCGGCAGGGGGUCCUCAGGGGAUUGAUUCUGCUGGUGUUCAGUUACAGCAGCUACCUGUUAGCCAUCCUGCAGGUUCUGCAAGUUUAAAAACAUAACAUUAUCAGGAUUUUAGAGCUUCAGCGGCUGGUUCUGUGUGUCUCUAUUCGACAUUUUCCCAGUGCUUAUCCUGUAUCGGCCUCUCUCCCUCCUUCACCUCUCUUCCUGAAACAGUGUUUACUUGAUGUCUAUCUUCAUGGCAAUCCAAAUAGCAAAGAAAGGAAAGGGAAAUAGCAGGAGGGGUGACCAUGCAAAUCCUGCCCUGCUGCUGCUGCUGCUGCUGUGGGGCAGACGGACGUGUUAAACAAAUGAAAUACAACAUGCCCUCGCUGUGGUGUGGAUCUCUCAUGUGAAACGUUUUGAAUUUGCUCUCAGAUGUUGGGUUCAAGUGUUUCCAACACCUACAAGAGUCAAAGCGUGCCAGAUAAACUUGAUAAACUUUAUUUUACUACAAUCCUGUCGCUGUUUUUAUCCUCUAAGGCAAUGAGGAAUAGUUUCUGUGGUACCCUAUGUAAAUAAAAUUCAAAGUGCUUCACAUAAACUGACAUUAAAAAAACAAAUUUGGCAUCAGGUUUUCUUUUGAAGUAGAUUUUGAUCACAGCGAAGAUCGUGUGUUUUUUCACUCAUGAUUGACAUUGAAAGAAGAUUACAGGGACAGUUUCAUGGCAGGUAUGAAAACCACAGAGAACUCGCUCUGGUUACAUGACAAUUGUAUUACAUUUUUUUACCUAAACCUUAAAUGACAGGAUGGUUAACACACAGUAAAAUAAAUAGCAUUUGAAGGGAGAAGACAAAAUAGAACUUUAAAGACACAGUGAGGAGUUUUAACUGGUUUCAGAUAAGUUUCACUCUUAUAUUGUUGAUUUCUUAUGUUCUAUAGAGUCAAAAAGGGAUUAUCGGCAACAAAACAGAUCAUUUAUACUCUAUUUCAGUGCUUGUUUAUGUUUUUAUUCUUGUUUUAAAUGUCCAGCUGAUAUUUUGUUAAGAGCUCAGCUGGUAAAGUUUGGCAGGAGGACUUCUUCUGUUAUCAUAACAAACUGACAAAAAGUCACACGCUUGCAGGUGACGUAAUGUUUUGGACAGAGGAACUCCACAAAGAAAGGACAAAGUGUCUUUAACCCCUCCUAUUGUAUGAUAAGUCACCAAAAGACCACCAGGACCGACUCUUAAACAUGCAGCCAAGAGGUGACCUCGCCGGUUUAGCCAUGGUGCUGAUAUCACACCCUUUCUACCAACCAAAACACACUUUAAACUUUCCAUUAAAACUUUGAAGAUCCUUUAGGUCGGUAUGGUCCUGAUCCUUGUGUUGAUUAGAGGCAGACUCUCAGUUUUGGAAAGUUUAACGUCUCUUACAUUUGUGUGUUAUUCAUGUUUUCUCUUGCUGUUCCUGCUGCAGGAGCCUCAUUGGUAAACUCAGCUGUCAAUCAAAACAUCUUUUUAAAAUCAAAUAAGUGAUUAGAAAUAAUCAUCUCAGAAAAAUAACCUUGUAGACAUAAAUCGUCAUGAUGAGAACCAUCCAUGAACAUAUUUGAUGUAUGUUUUAGUCUUGUAGUUUGACCCACUAGCAUAAGGAGGGCAGGAUUAUAACUGUGUUCAAGUUUCCUCAGAAGUCAGAUGUAGGAACUGGAAAUGACGUCAUGCCCGAGUUACCAGAGUUUCAGUUACCAAGUCGGACAAAAGUAAAUUCGGAGGUGGAAACAAGAUGGCUACAUCUACAAAAGUUAUUUUAGCACUUGCCUUGUCCUUGUUAUAUUCAGACAAUAACUUUCGUAGAUGUAGCCAUCUUGUUUCCACCUCUGAUUUUGACUUUUUCCUGACUUGGUAACUGAAACUCUGGUAACUCCGGUGUGACGUCAUUUUCAGCUCCGACUUCUGACUUCUGAGGUAACUCUAACGCACCAUAUGACCUGUUACACUGCAGCAGACCAGCAGGGGGAGCUCUAAAUGUUUUGGCUUAAAAAGUUUGUUAAAUUACAACUACAGCUGCUUUUUUGAGUUGAUGUAAAUAUUGUAUUUUGUAUUGAAUGUGCCUCUAAUACCCGUGUCUUUAAAAAAAAAAUCUGUAUUUUAUUUUAAGUGAAAAUUAAAACCCUGACUGAGGACAGAAUCAGACCUGUUUCAGUUUGAAACCUGUGGCGCCGGUGCUGCUCACUUUGGUCUCUGAUUUAUAAAUGAGAUAAAAAUUUAAAUACUUUCCUCAAGCAGGUUUAAAUUUAGACGUUUGCGUUCAUUUCUGUACACCAGACCAUGAAACACAUCCUUUCUCUGCUCUCCUCCCGUCUGACGCAGCUGGCACCAUGCUCCCCCGAAACAUGCGAACAGGUGGUUAUGACCUGCCGGGGGUGGAGUCAAGCGAAGUGCCCCUUAUUGGCUACAGGCCGCUGUCACCUGACUCUGGCGUGAACCAAUCAGGAAGGAGAGGCAGCAGAGAUGAGGUGGAAACUUCACAGGUGAGUGUUGGGCUCUCGCCUUAUUGAAACACAUCCAUCACUGAGUCAGCUGAGCGUGUUACACAGAGAUAUGAAGAACCACGCUCUCACGGCUCUGCUGUUUGUGUUGUUUUAGCGCUGAUAAUCUCCCCGGCUGUUACAUACUUUAUUAGAUUUUCCUGCAGUGUGAGCUUUUAUUUCUCAUGAUUCUCCUGGCAGACACAGCUAGCAGUGUGAGUGAAAGCUGUGUUUGAGUCCCAGUUACUUGGAUCAACAGCAGAUGUGGUAGACUCACUGCGAGGGGAUUGAGUCAGUGUGAUGCAACAGAGAGAGACAGAGAUGAAAGUCCAGGAUUUGAAUAACACUUUUGGGGCUUUCCCACCGAGAAAACCCCAGAAAUGUUGUUAUUUUCUUAAACUAAACUCAACAGGUAAAAUGAACAGAUUUUAGUUUCUCUAGUUUCAUUGUAGAUUUCAUAACAGAACUGCUGAACUGCAUGAUUGCAGAGAUGUUGUCUGUACUAAUGCAGGAGAUGAAGUCAUUAUGUUACAAUCAGGCAAAAACGACCUAUCAAUGCUCGACUGAUAUUUGCUUUUCAUGGCCGAUACUGAUACAGAUUAUUAGCAGCUCAUGGGACCGUUAACAGAUAUUUGGUAUCAACUAUAUUUGCAGCAGAAACGACUAUCUCUCUAUCAAAACUCAGAAUUUGAAAUAUCACAAAUAUAGCCGUAGCUCAGGCUGAUAUUUUGUCUGUCCAAUGGGAAUGCAGCACUCAGAGAUUUUGAUGGUAGGAGUGCAGAUGUUCUGCACAGUAAUAAAACUCAAAAUAAUGAAUCUCCUUCUUGGUUUUGGAGCAUAGUGGACACGUUUGAAGUAUCUAUAAUACUUUAACAGUGCUAAUCAAUCCCCGUGGAAAUCAAUUAAGCCCAUUAAAUUGCAGUUAAUUAAAUCCCACAGUGUCUAUGUGAUGACUAUCUUAGUGUUUUACAAGCUAAUUCAACCUACAGGGCGUAGCGUUUACUCCUCACAGACAGGAGGAAGUGAUGUCAAAUGGUCGGGUACCAAAUCCUUUGAGUGACUGUCUCCUCCUCUGUCGUUUGUGUAUUACCUUCACUUCAGCGUACGGUGCUGCUGGGUCAAGUUUGAUGUGUUUGACUCUUUAGUUUCGCAGACAGGUGAUCUGUUCUCUCGAAUAUCUCUGUGGUCGAUUUAAUUUCCCCAAAAUAUCGCCACCGUGGAGACUUUUGGAUUUCUGCCCAGCUGUACGAAAAAAUACACAAGGCAAAUAUAAACGUAAUAGUUUUCUUUUUCCCUCUAUCUCAGAUAUGUGAUCUUUAUCUCGUAUCUUGACAUGUUUUGGCGAAAAACUUGUGAAGAAGGCGGAAGUUUCUGCCAAAACAUGUCAAGGUGAAAAAGAUGACAUGUCUGAGAUAAAGAAAAAAAAGAAAACUAUUUCUAAGAAACUGAAGACAUUAUGAACAUCAUUUAACGAACAAAUAUAAAUGUAAUUAUCACUAGUAAACAUUAUUAAUCUAUACAUAAUAAUCAUCAGAAUUUAUAUUAAACACUCACCGAUCUUGGAUUUUUACAUUCUGGCAAAUACAUUUUAUAUUUAGAAAGAUACCAUUGAAUCGGCAUAGUGAGGGCAGAUGCAGAUAUGACAUAGAUUACAAUAAAAUGCCGUUAAUCGGCCUGAUUAAUCGGUCUCUCUUCAAUUAAGAUUUGCUUUUUAAAAUAAUUUGUAAUAAUGAUAAUAAUAAAGUCCUUGAGUACAUUUUCCCACCAAACAUCAGACGUCGAAGAGACGUGCAGAUCAAGUCAGUAUUGGGUCGGUCCAUCAAAGACCAAAUCUAGACGUCAGUUCGGCGUGCAAAAUAAGUUAGAAAUUUCGACGUCUGACGUUUAGAAUUUGGACGUCGUCUGAAGACCAAAUCUAGACGUCGGCACAACGUGCAAAAUAGAUCCAAGAUUUAGACGUCACUAUUGGACCUCUUUCAGACGUUAAAAUGACGUCCACAUUUGUACCUCAAUGUCAAAAAAAUACGUUAAAUAGAUGUCACUUCGACGUCGCAUUGCGCAGUGGGUUGGUUGAUUAAUAAUGCAAACUCUCUCGUCAGCCUCAGAUUUACUUCAUCUCUAAAUCUAAAUAUCAAGUUUUAGCCUGUUAACACCAAACUAUUUAAACCGACUCAGUAUCAGACCCUCAGUCUUGCUUGUAAAUGUGGUUUUUAACACACUUUUCUGCAUUUAAGUUCAUUUAAGUUUUUUCCUGGCUUGUACACAGUGACUAUCUCCAGGCUGCAGUCUGUAAUAAUGUGGACUAAAGCUGAACCAAAUAGGAGGAAGUGAAAAGGUUCAUGACACUCGUGGAUUUCCCAUGACCUUUCACAUCUGUUAAUAUUUAGCUUUGGGCCUCAUCGUUAUCUAAAGUGAAAGGAAUUUUUAAAAACAGUAUAAAAUAUCUUCAGCCAAGGAUGAAUUUUCUUCUCUUUUGUUCAUGUGCUGUAAAUCUUCAGGCGUCAGCAGCUAAGUAGGUAACAUUUUCACUGAGUCACACUGAUCUACUGACCCAGUCUCUCACCCCCAUGACACAUGACCUGCAUAAAGAGCUCUGUUUUUACUUCACACCGAGCCUCAAGAGCCUCCUCGCUGCUAAAAAAAGACCUCGCACUGUCUGACUGUCUUUCCGAAUGAUCAGACGUCCUCGGUGCUGCUCACAUGGCAGCUGUUGGACCUCACAGUAAAUAAUGUAUGUGGUGGUUUUGGCUGGCUGAUGAGACGUACACCUGCUCGCCCUACAAACAGGGAUCUAAUAUCACAGGCCGUCUCUAUGGAGAGCCUGUGGAGUGAAAUCCAAUACGGCUUCAUGGAGGAAACUCGGAUAUGUGGGUCAGGAUACGUGAAGUGACAGGCUCGAGGCUGUGAGGUUAAGGCAACACAACACAAAGUAUCUUUUCAUGCUCGGUUUCAUUAAUCCUGGUUCAAGAUGAUAGGAUGCUUUUCAGAUUUGGUGGCGUGUUUCUGUGACGGCGAAGGUUUCACUCGUUGACUCAUCGUAACAACAUCCCUUUUCUUCUUUUAUGUCAAAUAAAUCACUCUUACAGAGUCACCUCAAUUCAGAUUAGACUCUGUCUUGACUCGGCAUCACGGCUCUGAAGUAAAAGACACAUCGGUCCUGACCUAAACAAAACCAGCAACCUGGAAAACGGACGGCGAGGACGAAGAAAGGAGGUGUAAGAAGGCAAAAAUGUUUAAAGUAUGUGCAGGGGUGAGUCAAACAGGCAGACAUCGAAGAGAUAAGGCCGAUAUCUUUUUAAUACAUGAUCCAUUGAAAAAUGCAGGGAGCUCCUUGUGGUUAAUGGUGGACAUGUGAUUGAGACAUAGUUUCUUCGAUUGUGAUGUUGGAAAAGGUGUGCUGCAGGCGGUGCCCCGAGUCAUCCUCUUCCUGUCUGUAUCAUAAACUUUAAAUCAUCAUGUCCCAUCACGGCUAAAUCCCACCGGAUCUGAAACGGCUGCGCUCCGCUCCGGAACAACAGCCUGAUCAAAUACGCAAACAUUAUAACCAAUGUGCGAGAUUCCACACAAUACGUCCGCCUUCUUCACGUGGUAAUGGGAGGGGCCAGGGUUGUGGGAUGUGGGUGUUUAUACACACCGCCGAUCUCAUUCAGUGUCUCACAGGGAAACACGUGAGAUCUCGUGAGAACUCGUCCAGUCUGUCGAGAAAUAUUGGUAAUAUCGCAAACGCUUCUUCUUCACUUGCAGCAGGAUCGGAUCCGAUGGGCGCUGUAUGCUUGUGUUUUUGAGUCGCCUGCUGUUCCGGAGUGGAGCGUAGCGGAUCUGCAUGCGGUUGAAUCUCGGCAUUUGAGUCACUAAUACUCAGUCUUUUCUGGGAGUCCUUGAGCUCCAUCAUGCCGUAGGCUCCUCUGGAUCGCUGCUGCAGACAUGGACUUUUUUUUCCUGCUCAUGCAACAACCUCCCCUCUGUCCUCUCUCUCUCUCCUCUCUAAAUUCAUCUCAGUCUCAGCAGAUGACUGUCUAACAUGAGUCUGGUUCUGCUCGAGGUUUCUACCUGAAAGCACUUCACUCAUGUGGUUGAAGAUGGGUUGGGGAAGUGAGUCUGACUUUGGGCUGUAAAGUUUGAUUGGUUGACUCAAUUUUGUUCCGUGUCAAUUUACAGUCAAUGGUCAAUUUUAUCAGGAGGAACGUACCAAGUCCUCAUGAGGGUGUUUUCAGAGCACCCGCUUUUCACAGGUAACGGCCUGUCUCAGAACACCCCCCCCUGUUUUCACCAUUUUGGAUUCGCCCAACCCACUGGAGACCGUCUGGAGACGAAGAUUAGAGAGUGACCACUCUAAUCAACGUUCGGUGGUUUGCUGAAUCUGCCUUCUUGUGCUGAUAUCAGUAUAUUUUCACCCAACCUGCUGCAGAAGGGUUUGCCGUCAGAGUCGAGAAAAAUCCCCCCGAUUGGUCGAUUUUUGGUAGAAAACUUCAGGGUUUUAGUUGACCGAGAAUUUCUUCACAGCCCUUGUCUGGGUCUUUGUAAAUAGGGUCUGGUCUAGCACUUGUUGUGAAUUGGCUCUAUUUAAAUGAAGAUUGAUUGAUUAGUGGUUACCUUAUAUAGACUCAUAAUCCCUCAGACAGGACCAGGUUUAAGAAGCUGAUCUGGAUAGUUGUCAGUGAAGUAACUCAGAGGAGUCAGGUUAGGGCAAAGUUUUCUAAAUAUCCUCACAGACUGACUGGAAGAACAUCACAGACUGAUGAUAUCUCACAGGGUAAUCCUGUCCUCAGAGGAUUUCUCUUUUUUUCAUUUAAGGGGAAAGAGCAGCUUUGGCUUUAAUGCCUCAGACUUCUACUUAAAAGCAUGAAGAUAACGGGCACCAGGGGAAACACAGAUGAAAGCGCGAGGAGACGAGCGGAGAGGAAGAUAGGAAGGAAGGGGUCUGGGGGUGCUGGACCUUUCCCAAAAAACAAUGGUUAUCUUUAAAUAAAGCUUCAGAAGAUGUAUUUACGAGCCUUGUUUGGUUGUAAAUAAGGGGGCAUAUGUGUAUUUGUUCAAAGACAAAGCUCUUUAGCACACAGGAAGCCUGACUUUAUGGAUUUGUUUAAGGACAAAGGUGGUUGUUUUGAAAAAAGAGCCAGUUUCCUACCGAAAGCUGACGUAGUCGUUCAGGAGGAGAGGUUGACACAGUCUGGAGUUGUGAUGGAAGGAGAGGGGAAGAAAAAUAGCUUCGCAGCACGACAGCAUGUCCUGCUUCCUGUGUUUGUCUCCACUUAUUAUGUACUUCCUGUAUGCAGCUCGGGGGGGAGGGGGGUUUGAAGAGAAAUGAGAGCUUCGUAAAGAUAUCAUCUUUAAAAAAAACAAAGAAAGGACAGAAACAAUAGAACACUUGGGAAAAGUCAAUAUUGGUUCGAUGAAACCUCCCAACUAAGAGCCGCUCAGUCUUGUAUUACGAACCAGAACCAGCUCAUGCCACCCACCGCAGCGCCCUGAUCCACCAGCCGCUGAGGGAACUACUCCAAACUACGCUCGCCUCCUGAAAAGGUUUCUGUGACCCACAUUCAGGCUGAAUUUAAUAAGCAAACCCACAUGAAGAUACCGUCUUAUUCCAUCUCUUCGAAAGGAAAAAAGGAGCAGAGCAAAGGACGAUCUUUCUUUGUGUCUGUGCUGAAGGCCCACAGGAAACACUGGAUAUAAAGUGUUAUCAAAUAAUGCUGCACAAUUAACAAGCUUUAUUAAUAACAGGUGUUCUGCCAUUGCUAGACUUCAAAUAAGGGAUGCAAACGUCACAUUUUUCUGUGCUUGAUAUCUGACACAGUACCCCACAUUUUUUUUUGUAGUUGGGCUUGUUCUCAUGCGACUCAUUUAGCUCUCUGCAACAACUGUGGGUCUAUAUUUGGAAGCUUUUCUCCAACGUAUUGAACAAAUUUCCUUUUUUGCACAUUUCUUCAUGGCAUCAAUCAUAUUUUGAAGUUUAUAAAGCGAUACCAGUGUGAAAUGAUUACAAAAAGAAAGGUUAAUUAUGUUCUCGUAUGAGAUCAUAUGAGGCUCAGCAGGUCCUAAUUGUAGGUGAUGUCAUUGUUUGCUCAGGCUCCCUGUCAGAGUAAAUAGACUUUACUUUGUGUGAAGUCCUGCCUUUCAGGGUGACUGAUACUCAUUAGUUUAACAGGUUAAGUCCUUAAGAAGUAUGAACUGGGUUUAUCAUAGUUUGUUAAAUUGUUUGUAGUGUAGGGCUGCGACGAUUAUUCGAUGUUGUCUACAAACAUGGAUAAUGGAAGAAGUCAACAAUGAAUUCCAUUGUCGACUUUUGUCGCCAGACGUGUUUUUAUCCAGUGGAGUGAGGCGUCUUACUUCAUUACGAUCUCUGCCCAGAGUCACAUAUGUGCAAUAGUGUCUCUGCUGAGCGGUCGGGUAUUCAAACAUGGCGUCCAAUACAGCAGCUAUGAGUUUGUGCUUAAAUACCUCGAAAGUUUGGGAGCACGUUAGCCUCGAUAAGGCAAAAAAAAAAAAAAAACUUGCAAGGUUUGCAAAGCAGAACUUUCUUAUCAUGGCAGAAAGUCAGUGAUGCACGAACAUUUGAGGAGAAGGCACGUAAUUUUAUCCGAUUUGUUUCAAUAGUUGGUGACUAGUCGACUAUUAAAAUACUUGUUAGUUAGUGCAAGUUUGCAAACUUUAAGCACUUUUUGCGAAUUCUAUUUUUCUGCAGCAUCAAACUUUCCGGCCCCUUUUGAGCACAAAAACAGAGCAAAGCGUGGAUGAAUUUGUCUUUUUAAGUAGCUAAAUUAAAAGAAAUAUGGCUCCAAGUUUUUUGCUCUACAUUAAAACUCAUAACAGCUCCAUAAAGUAGCAUUAAAGUGUCUGUGGUUUGUUACACUGCCUCCUAGUGGUGAAAAAUUGACCACUUCUGCUUUAAUAACUCUCUGCACUGGCUGCUCUUACUAAAGGGUGACAUAUUAACCAGCUCACUGCUGUCCUCUCACACACACACAGUUCCCACCUCGCUAGUUAACGCGGCCUCGCCAUGAGAUGUCAUUAGCGCUUUAAAUAAACACAGCUUGCUUCCUGGUUUACUGCCUGUGUGAACAUUUAUUGCUUCUCUCUGUACAAGAUCACAGACUUCUUACCACUCAAGCGGCGUGUCAGACCUCCGGGUGAAACAUAAAUAAAGCUUGUCCAAUCAGACGCCGCAGGUUAAUUGUUGUUUAGCUAAGUGUUGUAUUAAACAGGAUACUCAGUUAAACUGGUUUAUCUGCGUGGGAAGGUCAUCCACAAAAACAAAGAGAGCAGGAGAGCGCGGACUGUAAGAGAGGGGGUAUUGUUCUGGAAACAGCUUCAGGGCUCUCAGUGUGUGUGUGUGUGUGUGCGUGUGCAGGAUAGUCUCCACGCAUGUGUCCGUUGAUAAGAGACUACUCCUGUGUGACCUACAUGUGCGAUUUUCUGCAUGUGUGAGUAUGUGUGGGUACAAACUGACUCACCGCAAAUGAGUGUUUUUGCUAUCAACCGCAGCAGAUCCCUCUCGUGUUUGUUGUGAGUGUGUGUAAAAUGGGUGUGCCCAGGUAGGCGCAGGCUCGCGGGGGCCGGACUUUAGCUCCUGCUUCAGGUGUGUCUUUGUGAACCAGAGCCACAACACACAGAGGGGUCAGACAGAUAAGACAUUAACCACGCAGAUCUAGAUCAGGUAGAAUAAGAAGAGGACAGGUCAAGAGGAGGACAAUAAGGAAGCCGCCGAUGAGAGAAAAUGCAGAAAAUGAGACCACUUUGCGAACUUUUAUCCUGAAGUUUUCCAGGAAGCUUAGGGAUCGCUACCUGUCCGGGCUUGCAGAGGUAAAGGUAAUUUGUGUGACCAUUUUUUCCCCCCUCUCUGUGCGAGUGUGUUUGUGUUUUUUGGCUGAUUUCGUGGGAAAGGUAUAGUCACAGACAGAUUUAGCGUCACAGAUAGCAGCUAGAAUAACAGGUUUGUAACACAGGCUGUAUAAUCCAGUGAGCUGGAUCCUCUCUGAAUGCAAAGAUCGCCUGGUAGCAGUGCUGACCCACGAUCAAGUCAAGCUAAGGUAAUUGGAAAGAGGCUAAUAGGGGCUAACAUAUGCAUAUUACAGCUAAUUGCACCAGAGGUCAAGGGUGGUUGAACUGAAUUGCUCCUGCUGUCAGUAUGGAUAAGAUUCUCGGUUCAUAUGUAGACGAAGAAUUUGCAUAGGAGAAAGCGUACAAGUCAGCACACGCAGAAUGAAUGAAACAGGACAUUAGAUCUCUGUUUUCAGAGGCUAACUGACCCACUAAGAUGAUUCCUCUGCAUUCGUUUGAGUAAGUUUCCACAGUGUUGCGCAUGUUUACCAGAAAUGUCGACACCACGAUGAGUAGCAAAACCGUCCAGAAUUACCAGGGGAGUUUGUCAGAUGUCUGAAAUGACUCCACACGCUGUUUUACUCAUGCAUUAUGUAGUGUGGAAAAAGUCACAGUUACGAAAGAGCCGAGGUCAUGAGAUGGGUGAGGUGAUUCGGUUCAAAGUGAAAAAGCUCUGUCUGAGAUCUAAAUGUAAACAAAGAGGCAGCCUCGGGCAUCAGAUCCUACAACAGGAGAUAGAAGGAAGAGACGGUCUUUCUCAUAGUGGUUUACAGCUGUUUACUCUGAGAUAAAGCUGUCACGUUCGCUCUGCAGGGGAAUGAUGCUGCUCAAGAGGCAUUUAGGGACAGGGAUAACUGUGACCUAUGAAACAGCAGUGUAAUAUCACACUUAAGUUAAAGUAGUGACGCCUGACAACCAAACAGAGAGAGGUGAUUGGAGUUUAAGUAUAAACUGAGGUAAAGUGUGUCACCAGGUCGACUGUUUAGUGGCUAAAAAAGUAUUUUGGGGUCUUGACCAAUCAGAGUCAAGUAUAAAAGUAGGGGUGGCGAUCAACAGUGGCUCUACGAUACGAUAUUAUCAUGAUACUUGGCCCAGAUAUGAUAUUAUCACAAUACGAUAUUAUCAUGAUACUUGGGCCACAAUACGAUAUUAUUCUGAUUUUUAGCAUUUUGCAAUACAGUGAGUAUUGUGAUUUAUACACUUUUUCAACUGUUCAGCUAAUUUAGCAUUUAGCGCUCCUUUAUGUUUGUCUUGUUUACGCUUUAUUUCAUUUUCAUGUUGCAUAUCUUGCAAACCUUUUCUAUAUAUUUGUUGUACUAACUUUCUCCUGCUCUAUGACGUCACUCCAGCCGACCUUGCCGGACAAACAGUUGAUUUUGUUUUUCUAUUAUCGUAGAUUUGACUUCUUAGGAGCUAUUAAUUGGUAAAUGAGACAAUAUAAUAUCACCAGACAAAAUAUCGCGAUACUAUGCUGUAUCUAUUUUUUUCUCCCAACCCUAAAAUGUAAGUUUGUCGGUGGUUCCCAAACUUGGGGUUGAGUCCCUAUAAAGGGUCACAUGAUAAAUCUAAGGUGUUGAAGAUGCACGAGAUGCUUCACCGUGUCUUUGUUAGCAUAUAGUACGGUGUGCUGUGAAGCCCAAACUUUUAAUUUCUCUCAAACUCUUUAACUCCUUGUUCCUGCAGUGUUCAGAUAAAUUCACCCGCUUCAAAAUCCGACAUUACAAACUCGUCGUCUGUCUUUUUACUCUGCGGCUGUUUUGACAGCGUUCAAAUGUCUCUUGACUGUCGCUGCAUAUCACACUCCCUCUGUCUAAUAAAGAGCUGUGACUCAUCUGCUGUGUGUAGCAUGAGCUGGCUGCAGAGUCCAGUGGGAGCUCAGUGUGUGUGUGUGUGUGUGUGUGUGUGUGUGUGUGUGUGUCAGUAUGUGGUUGUCAUUGAACGCUGCCAGGACUGGUUCUUCUUAUAUAUGUGGAUCACAUUCGGCUGCGGGCAGAUUAAUUGUUUUGAAGACGGUAAGAUGAACAAAAACAUUCAAGAGCUAAAAAAUCCUAAAGAUCCAGUUUUCCUGUGUUUGUCGAUUCAGAAAACUUACUUCACUCCAUCCACGUGCAGGAGUGUGGAUGUUUGUAAUAUGUGGAUGCUCAUUUUGACGAUUGAGGUUAAAACCACCUAAAAAGAUGAUCUAAAACAGUGUUUAAGUCAUUAAUUGACAUUUGAUUAACCAACAUAAAACUGUUUGUUCAUGUUUGAUAUUCGCAUGUUUUGUGCUGAAAAUAAGAGGGCAGCUUGAUGUUUCUAGGAUUUUGUUUGCAUCUCUUGCAUCCAGAGCAUUAACAAUUGUUUGUUUUUUCAAUCCUCUGCACACAGAAUAUCUUCUAAACUGAGUUUACACUCCAUAAUCUCAUGGAUAAACUGUUCAUUAUCAGCUGCAUUUACAGUGACUGUGUCCUUCUACCAGAGAAAGAACAGGCUGCAGUGUUUUCUCAAGUGGCAAAAUUAUGUGUAAUAUCAUAUCGUGGCCCAAGUAUCGUGAUAAUAUCGUAUCGUGGGGCCAAGUACAGCCAAACUGUACCGUCCUACGAGAUGCAACCCGCCGUCUGUGCUUGUGUGCGUCCAGGUUGUGCAGAACUUGAAGCAUCAUGUCAGUCGCAAAAGACCAGAACAAGUCUCACCUAGUCAACUUGCUGUGCUGCAACUUGUACACUGCAUAUGAUCUGCACUGUUGGUCCACAAAAGUAAAAGUAAUAAUAGUCAAUUUCACUGAUUAGAAAUUCUAGUGCAGGCUAGUACAAGUUAAAGUGAGUAAAAGCACAGAGGCUGUAUGUGACUGUGAUGAGCUGCUCUAAAAUCUGAAUCUAUUUUUAUUCUCCUGUAAUAAUGUGACCGGACUUCUCAUCAAACAUUCAAGCUAAAGAUGGAAACUCUUCGGUUUGCAGUCUCUAAUUUCAUCUGGGAUUAGUUUGCCUUUAUACUGAAACCAGCACCAACCGCUGCUGACCACUGCCAGAGAGCAGACACCCAAUAAUUACUCCAGAUUGCUGCUCCGCUAAUUGUGUCGUUUCGGAUCGUGGCUUUCCAUAAACUGAGUAUCUUUGUUCCAACACAUUUCUAUUUGUUCUCCUUUUCAGGCCGAGCCCUUCCCAAUGAAGACCACCUGGUACUGUCCUCUGGAUCUGGUAGGUCCAGCUGUGGGUGUGUGUGUGUGUGUGUAGGAGCAUGAAUGGGAUAAUGCUCCUGUGUGUCUGUCGAGUUUAAAAUAGAGUCACUGUGUCAGGGACUUUCCCUGAGGCUGAACCUGUCUGUCGGAGCUCCAUGUUGCGUGUGAGGGAAAAAGGAGUUCAAAGCGGCUCGAUUAUCACUUAUUUUUACACCUGCAUGAGUUCAGUUAAAGGACAGGACGACAUUUACAGCUUGUAUUGUGUUUUUGAUAUUCAAACUCUCAUUUCUCUCAUGUACAGUCCACUGUGGUGGAGGAGGAGGACGAUGGAGUGAUCUACACGGUGGUUGUGAGACAGCAGCAUGGUGCCCUUAAUAAUCCGGUGGUAAGUCCUUUUCAAAGACGUGAAACAGUCUUUGAAAACCUCCAGUUUGAAGCGAUAUUAACUCUGAUUUUUAACGUCUUCAUGCAGUCGUCGGUCACUCGCUCACAGUGUGUGAAAGCGGGGACGGAGGAGAAGCUGGUUCUGCACCUGCUCCAUUCAUUUUCUAUGGGGGACUCCUCCUUCAUCACCAUCUUCCUCUCCACUUAUCGAUCUUUCACCUCCACGCAGAGAGUGCUGGACAUCCUCACAGACAGGUAGGAGGGUUGUGUAGCUGCAGAGCUUAUAUCUGCCUACAAUGAACUUGUGGGCAGUGGCACUCGAUCACCGAGCAACAGAAGGAGGUGACCUGGAGAGGCCUCAGCACACAACCUGCAGAAGUUACAAGCUGCAAGGAUCUGCAGCUCAGAGGUCUUAUGGUGCCCCGGUCUUGACUUAAUGAAAAGAGAGGGGCUGCGCAAUAUGAGGCUUGUGGUCAUAACCUCAAAGCUGAUUUUUUCACAGUGAGAAUUUAAAAGGAAACUGUGUGGUAGCAGCUCAAUAUGCAGUGAUGCACAGCAAGCAAAGACGUCGUCAAUAUCCUGUCUGGCUGAGUUUGUGCUGCGUGGAGCAAUAAAAAGUCAGACUGAGAUUAAGUGGAAGACAGCGAAAGUGAAUAAACACCGCUCUUGCUUAACUGGAGGAGUAAAAAAAGCAGGAAUAAAGCUUCGCUAACAGCUCUGUGAGUCUGUGAGUCUGUGCUUUUGUGCAACGCAGCUCGCUUUUCUCACUUACAAAUAGAUAAAUGACGACAUCAAGUUAAUUUACAGCAGCAGGUCAAGAGAAACCUUGAGAAGAUGUGGCGAGGAUGUUUUACAGCUGGUUACAUUCAGCUCAGUGCAAACAGGGAGAUUUUUAGGGCUCUGCACGGGGAAACAAGUGACAAUCUACGGAAACAAAGACAUUAUGCAUAUUACAGUUGUGCAAUCUCACCUCAAGUGGGUUGAGGUUCAGGGUGCAACAUGGUGACUAAGUGCACUGUCCUUAUUAAACCUGCGCUGCUGCAGCAAAAUAUGGACGCACUUUGUAACAGGAGCUGAGGUACAUACUGUUUUAGAGACAGAGCAGUCAGAAAGACUGAGGAGCAUGUUCACCUCCUGAGUUCGAUUUUUGACCUGAUCGUGGGGAGUCACAAAGUUGGUGGAGACUUAUUGUUAAACUAGAAGUAGAAAUAAUAAUGGUCAUAAUAUUUUACCUGCAACUGAAGUCAUUAAUCUUAAUUUUCAACAAAGGUACAAACUUCUUAAAGGCCGAUGAGACCAGAUAAAACUUUGAUUGUAUGACGUGCGUUUCUUUAAAGCUCCAGUGUGGAAGUUUUGAUUUGUGUUAUAUUUGGCGCCCCCUGUGGACAAAGCAAUCUUUGCUUAUCUUGUUCUCUACAGGCUUAAAUUGUGGCUUUCACCAAAAAAAUUAAUAGGGCCAAAUGUAUUAUUAUGUGUGACUGUUUUAUGUGGAAAUAACGGAUCCUGGAAGGAGUCAUGAACUUCUAUUUUUUUUAAUUUGCACAUGCGAUUUGGUAUCUUGAACGUGCGUUUUAUACGUAUCUCGUAGGUACAUUUUAUUUGUAUCUUGCGCAUGCAUUUUUGCAGAUAAUCCUCGGCGUGCCUCAUUUGUGAGAGAAGAAGGACAGUGUCAUUGACAGAGAGCAUAUUAUCAAUAUUUUCUUUCAUUUAGGUAUGACUCACAAAGACAUACUUUAUAGCUGAGCCACAUUUAGUAUUGUUUUGAGUAGGAGAAACCUCAUCAGGAUCCUUGAAGCACAACGACUUUGGAGGAAGAGAUUUUGUUUAUUAGCGAACAGUUAAAUCGCACGUGGGAUAUAAUAAAACGCACAUGCGAGACACUAAAUCGCACCUGUGAAUUAAAAAAAAGUUAUUGUCACCUCCCGGCUCCGUAGGAAAGUGUAAACACAGGUCUGUUUCUUUACCUGCUCUGUAAUUGUUCAAAAUCAGGAUUUAAAAAAAGGCCAAUUUUGCUGCUGAUACUUACAACUAAAUGAUCAAAAAUCUAAAACUUAAGAGCCAAAAAACUAAAAACAACAAACUUAAUUUCCAGGAGCUGGUUCUGUAGAGCACGGUGUCUUCAAAGUGAAACUUAAUUAAACAGCGACUUGAAGACUUAAUUUAGUGUCUCUCAGUAUUACAGGAAGCACCUGUGUGUCUGUUUAUGAUAACAGCGGCUCUGCUGCGUUUUCUGAGGCUGCCUGUGAACUCUCCGCGUCGUGUUUUAAAGUCUCUCUGAAUAAUUGAGGCAUUUUGUGAAACACCUGUUUGGGAAGUUUCUCCGGAGAGUCACUUAAGAUCUUUUAAUCAGUACAACUGCACUUAAGUUAAAAGCAUCUUAGGGAAAAGAAACCAUAAAUAAAUUAAUUAGAAGUCCCUCCGUUAUUUGUCAGUGAAGAGUGUGAGAGUUUGUUGUUGUUGUUUUUUUUCUGUCUGCCUUAUUAACUAAAGCUCCUCUGUCAACAGAUUAGAAAACCCACCAGGAGAAAACGAGAGGAGCCACACCAGACAAUCUUUCAACAAGUGAGUUUGUGAAAAUUCAACCUCACAUCAUUUGACUUCUUAAGCUGUGAGUCUCUGUGUAAAUAAACAUGAAUGUGUCAUAGGUGUGUCCUCAAAGCUGGUCAAAGGCGUGACAAAAUACAGGAUCAAAGGGUCCUAAUGCCUACUACAUAGAAAGAGGCUAAAGUUCUCGUCCCAGGUCCUGGUGGUCGCUGGUUCGAUUCCAGGUCUUGACCCUGCAUGUCUUCCUCUGCUCUCUAUUCUCCACAUUCCCCAUCUCUCUUCAGCUCUCCUAUCUGAUAAAGUCAACAUUUUGAGAUGAAGAUUGCUAAAACAGUCAACGGCAUUAAGAAGCAACAAAACCUUUAAUUAUGACUAAUUCUGAUGUGCUUUUCAUUUAGUUUCACCAAGCCACCAAGCUUCUUAAUGCCAUCUUUCAUCUGCUAUUCACUUUCUCAGUGCAAACCUAUAAGUACUCUACAUACACAAGUAUGUAUGUAUUUAAGAUUAGUUAGAAUAGUAAAGAAAGUUUAAAACUGUUAAAGUUUGGGGCACAGGUUUGGCCGUGCUCUGGUGGAUAGAGGCAGGUUGCCUGGGGUUACUUCAAACCUGCCUGGUCCUGCACGUCAUUCCCGACUCUCUGUCUUCUCGUUGUCUACCAUAUCAUCUGUCAUAUCUCGAAACAAAGGUUUAAAAACCCCAAAAAGACUCACUAAAAACAGGAGCUGGCAAACUGAGGGAAAACUGGAGGCAGAAUAAAAAGUUAAAACUCAAGAUUGGAAAUUAAACUAACCAAAAUAGACGGACAGAUAAGAUCCUAACACACGAAGAGAUUAAAGCUGCAGCAAAGAGUUUUUUACUGGUUAUGAAAGCAACCAAAAUUAAAGUUGAUAAUAAAUAAGACCAGAAAUAGAAGCAGUAAGAUCAGACGUCUAAAAUUACUGCGGGUUUGGGAGUCAGUCACAGUUAAUUUGAUUAAUUACAAACUAUCAUCCAGACUUUUUGUUUAUAUUUCACAGCAACGACUUUAAAUCAAAAUUGUAGUAAAGUACAGAAAGAUUUUUUACUUGAAAACAGUCUUAGAACAUAUGAAAAAAUUCAGCAAAGACAGAAAAACAGUAAAAGGAAAUAAAUCUAAAUGAGCUACAAUAAGAUAAUGAACUUCUUCUUUAAGUUGCACUUGAUGGUUUGACUCUUUGCUGAAAUGAAUGUUUGGGUUUUAAAAAUUGUAUUUUCAAGAUUUAAUUCUGCGUCAUCCUCGAGCCUAAACUCGGAGCUGAUUUUUGAAGUCCUCAGUUUCUUUGUUGUCGGUGUAGCGAGCGAACCAAAUGAAGGCUGUAAUCUUUGCUAACACACAGAUUAGAUCCUGUUAUUGUCUCCCACAUGCUGAUUUCAUUUACCGCUUUAAUCCCGCUCUCUGCUCUUCCUGAAAGUGGUCCUUGGCGCCUUUGACGGCGGAUUACUCGAUGUUUUGAGAACCUUUUCAUUGCAAACACGCCAACAUUCAGCCUCUGUUAGCAGAAAACACGCUUCCAAGAAAUGAUAGACUCUCCUCUAAGCUGCUUUUCUUGGCUAAAGCCCUUGAGAACGUGGUUUCUUGGCAACUUUUGAGAUGGGUUAGAAAAUAUCAAUAUAUUCAAUCAAUUUCAAUCUGCAACGGCUUGUUUAUCUGCUUCCUUCAACCUACGACAGCUCAAGGUUUCAGGCAGAAACAUAUGCAGGUCCCGCUAUCACAUCUCCUCUUAUUGGCCUCCAGCUCAAAUUGUGGUUUAUUUAUAAGGCGCAAGACCCCGCAGAGUACUACAAGGAACCGUCUUUGUCUAGAGGUUAAAAUAAAAAACAAGCCAAACUCGCAAACUUCUGUCCAAAACACGAGAAAUGCUCAAUCUCUGAGGACAGGUCCAAUCAUUUCUUCUCUCCCAAUUUCUGCAGAGCGGUGUGUACCGUGUUCAGCACGUGGCUCUCCGAGUAUCCUGAGGACUUUAAGAGUUUAGGGGAACCCUCUCGCCUCCUGCGCCUGGCCCCCCUCCUUCCUCACGACUCCUCAUCUGCAGCCGACCUUCGCGCUCGGCUCCUGAGGAUAGCCGAGGAGCUCAGCGAGAGAGCCCUGCUCCCUGGCGCUCGUAAAGGUUUGCAUUGAACUGGGAUUAAAUUACAGAGAUUAUUAGGUUGUUUUUGCCUUAAUCAGCUUUUAUUCACGGUAUUAAUCCAGAACUGGGACUAGGAAAGACAAAAACAGGGGGGUUGUAUGAAGUAUCAGAUUUCAGCCUUUUACUUUAAUACUCCAAACACUUCACUCCCCUCUGUCUACUGCAUCUCUACAGGAAACACUCACAGGUCACUGUAUGAAUUACAUUAAUACACAGAUUGAGGUUAAAUCCACCGAAACAGCAGAAUCGAGGCACAGCAGGAUUAUCUGUGUCCAUUAUUCAGAACUCAGGGCAGGCUGACAGUACGAGACAAGAUCUAAUAUUAACCAACAUUUCACAUACUUUGCAUAGAAAACAGUGGGCUGUCAGUCUUUGUCGACUUUGGUGCUGCAGGAUCAGAUGGCUGGACUUUGCGUGCGCACAAUGGAUCUUAUUUGGCCUCUCUUUAUAUCUGUGCACACCAUGGACGGCAGCAUUUAAAGGAGAAUUUUGAAAAGUUCUCUUGAGUUGCAUGUAAAUGUGUUUGUUUCUGCAUGUGGGUCAAUGACGUGACAGUUUUUUUUUUUAAUGUUUCCAUGUUUUACUUAGAUUUAAAAAGGUGAAAAUUCAAAAAUAAACUCACUAAUUACUUGGAUACAUUCGCUUUUUGAAGACCUUUUCUAAAAUUUCUGGAUUUUAUCCAUUUUAAUAGAAUAUUUAGGGAGUAAUGGGAAAAAUGUCAACGUGGUGUAUCAAUAAAAACUCAGUUCCAAAUAUUUCAACUUGUUAAACAAUAAAACAAUAAAACACAAUGUCAACUAGUUAUAAUCCUACAUUUGUGUUGUGUAACUAUAAAUAAAUGAAAUGGAACACCAUGGUUCUCAGUUUUAGCCAACUUUCUUAACUGUCAAGGCGGUGUAACCAACAUUCAAGGAGCCAUUUUGUUUAUUUGUGUAAAAAGACCAUGUGACAGGAAGUUAUAUCACAGAGAAGGACCCCUGAUUAGCCUAAUUGCUGCAUGCGAAGGUCAGUAGCUCUCUUCAAAAUCUUGAUAAUUUGACAUUUUCAGGGCAUGGUCAAGUGUGCUUGUGUCAAAUGGUAAUAUAGCAGAGAGUGCGCAUGAUGGAGAGCUUGCUGGAUGGAUACUGGCGUUACCGAUCCUACUCAUAGACCUGCAUCAGGUGUGUGUUUGGGACUGAGGUCGGGUGGUGUUGUUGGUUUCUGGAACAGUUUUGAAGUUCAACAAAGAAGGUUGUUGUUUGAGAAAUACUGACCUAACCUCACUUUGGUUGACUUGACAAGGGGCACAGAGAUGUGAUUGAGGCGGGUUAACAGCUUCAAUGUGCCUACAAGUUAAUCAAACCACUAGUUAUGUAUAAACAUUGUCACCUUAAUAACUUAAAUAGAGGGAUUGUCAACAAAAACCUUUCAUUUACUCCGAGUCCAAACAGAGAAAUCAGUGAUUCAGACUAAAACUGUAAGGAUUUUAAAGAUGGCGUUUUCACAUCGGUGUUGUCGGGGCGUCUUUGGUUUCAUUUAAUAAACUGCAGCUUUUUUGCACGUCCUUAUUGGCUUUGCUUUUUAUUUCUCGGGUUUAUUUGAGAGCAAUGAAUCCUAAUCUUGUUUUUCUCAUCCCCUAAUCUCGGCUCAUAAGUGACACAUCUUAUUAUCUCCAGAUAACAGAUGCAAUCGUUUUUCUUAUGAAACGAGAUUCCAGCUUCCUCGUGUUUUCCUGCGAUAACUAAAUAACUGUUAUCUCAAAGAAAAAAGCCACCACUCUGCACACACACUCACAGAUCACAUCAGCUGCUUUAAGAUGGACUAGUUCCUGUAACUGAAACCCUGCAGAGAUACUGUAUACGGCAUCUAUAAACAAAGGUGUGUCUCGUGUUUUGAAUCCACGGUUUUAUUGAGCAGCUCCUCUCUUCCUCUCUCUGCAGAUCAGACCGGUUUCACCAGCUCUCCUCCUAACGCCUCCAAGUUUGAACCCACCAGCAUCCUGGGCUUCCCUGCAGCACUCAUCGCCGAGCAGCUCACCAAAAUAGAGACAGUGAGUCUUUGUAAAAGCCUGAACGUGUUUUUAGGAAGACAGUGAAGUAAAAUUUUAAAAAGGAGCUCAGAAAUUUAUAAGAUUACAGUUUUUGUUUGUUUUGGUUGUAAUAUUUACAGAGUUUACAGCAGGUACCUGCUUUUUAAUGGAGAUAUGUUUCUGUUUUUCCUUGUUUAAGAGACAUAAAAAUACAAGAUCCUUCAAGAUCAUAGUUUGUGCAUUGCAUUACAUAAAUGCACAACACCAUUAAAAUUUUCUACAUGCUGUCAAAACCACAAUUUUGAAGCAAGAGGGAGGAUUUUAGAACUCUAAUUCUCCAAACGUUUGUACUCUUUAACCAGUUAAACAUUAUAUCUGGGUCUGAGACGACAUAUCAAGUGUUAAAAUGAAAAUAUUUUACCUUUACCUGAAAAAUACAGUAUACACUCGUUUUGGACUUGAUGCGGUCUUCAUAAAAAAGUCAGGACAUGUGCAUCAAAACUCUAAAAAAGUCAAAAAACGCUCAAAAACACCUUUUACAACUAAUUAUUUCACUUUGCUACAGGUUAGUAACAUGACUGGGAUUAAAAAAGACAGAAAGAGGAUCACUGCUAAGAGAGACUAUGUCAGCGAACAGUUUAUGAAUAGUGUUCUUAAAACUGCAAAGAAUUUGAUUUUUGACGAGAAAUCUCUGAUCAAAAAUGAGACAAGACCAAAAGCCGAUAAAAGACAGCUGUGAUCUUUAGGCCUUCAGGUGUCAGCGCAAAAACAGAUAUGACUCUGUAGUGGAAACCAAAAUCACUGUCAGAAGUCACUGACUUCCAACACAGGUCAUCACUGCAUCCACAAAAGAAGGUUAAAACUGAACCUUUGACUUUUACGGGUCCAAUAUAAGACAUCUUUGUUCUGUCUCGUAUCAGGAGCUGUUCGUCCGCCUCGUCCCGUACCACUGCCUGGGCUCCCUGUGGUCUCAGAGGGAUAAGAAAGGGAGGGAAGAUGUUUGUUGGUCCGUCCGAGCCACCGUACGCCAGUUCAACAAACUGGCGAAUGCAGUUUUAGCCUCCUGCCUUUGGCCUACAAGGCUGCGCAGCCAGCAGAGAGCUCGACUGCUGGAGAAAUGGAUCAGCGUGGCAGAGGUUGGUGUGAAAUAAUCGCACACUGAAGCUUCAAAAAUGUGAAUUUAUGUUCGCUUUUUAGGUAAGAGUUGGAAUAAAUGAGGCAGAUCUCCAAAGAAAAUUACCAAGAGUAUGGCAGCUGGGUGUUCAAGCCUUCCAAAACCCUUAACUGUGCCUUUCCCAACAAUAAACUCCCUUUAAUCCUCUAACCAUAAUCCUAUUCUCAGCUCCGACUCUACACAUACCAACAGAAAUUCACAGUUUGCUCGGUUUCUGCUGUGACUGUUCUGGGAAUUUCACUUUAAUCCAUGGCUGAGAGCAAACCAUGGAAAUUAAGUCCAGAUUUAUGAUUCCUCUCUAGAAAGAGCAGCAGUGACUGAAAAACAAAAUAGCGCUCUGGUGGUUAAAGAGCAGCUCGGUUUGUACUGAAAGAGGACUCACAGUUCCAGCACACCUCUACAGAGUCAGGUAGGAAAUGUGCUGCAGAAACAGAGCGUUCCCACGAUGUGCUGAGUCAUAAACUGUGAUGUAUGACCUCAGAGCACACAGGAAAGAUUUAAAUCUGCUGAAAACGGACGGAUUAUUCAGGAGGAGUGUGGACUCACUGAGCUCUGGAGCGGUGUUAUGGUAAUUAUGCAGAGCAUAAGUUUGCUCUAAAAUAUUAAAGACCUCACAGCUUCAAAAGAUCUGCUCACACACACACACACACACACACACACACACACACACACACACAUAAACAUCCUGUCCUGCCUCCUUAUAUUCACAUGAGCAGCUUCAUUCUGUGCCAAGUCUCUUUAUCAGUGAAUAAAACAGAGCUUCUCCCCGGUUUCCCUGAAUGAGAGCUACAUUUAUCACACACACACACAUUAACACAAACUCUCACACACACACACACACACACACACCCUCAGUCCUCUCUGGCAGAGUAAGGCAUCACUGGUUUCCUGCCAAAGUGGCGUCCUGAGCUCUUUCCAGGUUUCUUUCGGGACAAACCUCUUUAGGAGUAUACAUUAUUCAGCGUUUUAGGCUGACACUGUAACUGAAUACGAGCCAGCCGCACACCCACAGGUGUUCUCAGUUACAGCGGGGCUGUGUGCGUGUGUGCAUGCAUUCAAAUGAGUGAAGUCAUCUGUGCGUGUGUGUGCUUUCAACAGGAGUGCCGAGCCAGGAAGAACUUCUCCUCGCUGUACGCCAUCGUGUCGGCUCUGCAGAGUAACCCUAUCCACCGGCUCAGGAGGACGUGGCAAGAAACUGACAGGUCUGAAGCUCCGACGAUCCGCAGCAUGAAAUAUUAAAGUAGACAGCCUGAAGUGUCAUUUUUUUUUUAUAUAUACGGGUAAUAACAGCUGAAGCGAUAUCUGCUAAAAAGAGUAAAUAUUAAAUCCUCAGAUCGAAGCUAAAGUAAUGAAACAAGAAGGUCUUUUUUUAUUAGAGGGGCAGAGAAAUGUUCUUCUUUGAUGAGUUCAUAUCCUAAAAAAACAUACAGAAGAGUUUUUCUAAAGUUUUUCAAUUUCUUCCCCCCAAAAAAAGACACUUUGCUGUUUUCCACGCGUACUAAAAAGAGUUAAAUAGAAUUAAUUACAAUGGAAUAGAGAAUGGAAUGUUUUGACCGGAAUGAUGAAAAUAGAAUGUUGGAAAAAGAAUGAAUGGAGUAGAAUUUGAUUCAAUGCAAUGUAACAGAAUAAAGCGGAAUGGAAGAGAACAGUAUAGAAGACCAAAGAACAGAAUAGAAUAGAGUAGAAUGGAAUGGAAUUAAAUAGAACAGAAUAGAAGAGAAUAAAAUAGAAUAUAACAGAACAGAAAAGAUCUGGAUAGAAUAAAGUUGAAUGUUAAAGUUUCACUUUGUAAUGAAAAUUAUUUCAAGUCUAAUAGGAGGACAUUACACGGGUAGAAACUGUAGGAAUAUUGAAUUUAAAUAAUCACAGUCUGAUACAGCUGUGAUCAAUUCUGUCUGUAGUGCAGUUCUGAAUUCAAAUACAAUCGUUAAAAUAUCGGCACUGAAAUAUUUUUGGGUCCUGUUAAGAUUCAACUAAACCUUGACCAGACUCUUUUUUUUUUCAGAAAGCAAAACUUUAAUGAGCAAAAAACAAAAUCAGCAAAAAUGUAAGCGGUACCACUUUCUCCACAGGGUGUGUCAGAACUGUUGCAACCAGAAUUAUCUUCCCAGGAGUUUCAACAGAAAAUACCAAACGCUGACUAAACUUGAGCAAAAGUCCCACAAACAAAAAAAAUCUGUAUUGGAAAGUUGAUCACUUCCAUUUCUCUGUCCUUUCUGUUUGUUUCCCUGAACAUAUUUUAAAGUUAAAAAGACAAAGAGCAAAGUGAUAAACAUUAUUCAGAAAGAAAUAACUGCCGUGUGAGGGUGUAUAGAUCAUUAGGAUGGGAAAUGUAGUUCUUAACAAAAUAUUCUGGACUCUAGAUCUUUAGGUAUUGUUGUAUUUAAGUAACUGCAGACUUUUAAGACCCUCUGCUGGUGACUCAGGAACUGCAGGACCACCUCAGGUCUCCACGACCUACACCGUGCUCAGAGUUAGACUCAUAAAUACAUAAACGACCCAGCCUUACUGUAAUAAAAACUUCCUAUAUAUGUGUUUUUACAUAAAAUACUGUAAAUAGGGGGGAUGGUCACUUGUAGCUCCAAACAGAGUUAUGGGAAGUUGCUGCCACCCUCCAGACUCUUGAUUUGUGCUGAAACCAGCAGCCCUGCACAUAAAUCUGAAGAGGUCAUCAUAAAGAAGCAGAAGUUAAAAAAUCUUUCCUCAAACUAAAACAAAAAAAAAUGCCUCUUCAGCAGAUUGGUCACAACAAGGAGCGAGUCGAGCUGCGUCAAAACAGCGUCUCCAAGUCAGUAAUCAGCUGAUGACAUUAUGGUCUUGACUAAAUGUUCCCAUUAGUCAUCGGUUCUCAAACAUGAGUAUCCAAUUACAGGACUGUUCAUGCUUAUUGACUGAUUGAUUCAUUUGAUUUAAUUUAAUUUAUGGGUCAUGCAUCCAAAGUGAACUCCUGCAGAAGUACAGCUGCAGGGGUCCAGUGGUGAUUUAAAGAGUUGUUUCAGAGGAGCAUGAUCUUUUUUCAGCUCAGUCUCUUUUCAGGAUUUAUAUUUAAAAUCUGCUAAAGCACAGCUGAAGUUUUUCAUUAUCAUCAAAUCUGCAGAAAUGAACAAUAAUGAAAAGAAAUGAUUUGAAAAAGUUCAUCUUAUAUGUUUAAUAUCUUACUGUGGACUAUCUUAUUGUUUGUGUCACCUGGCAGGGAGGCGAUGAAGAGAUACGAGGAGCUGUCCGAAAUAUUCUCAGACAAGGACAAUUAUUCACAAAGCAGAGAGCUGCUGAAGGAGGUGAGUGUCUGUCAACACAACCUGCACGCUAACAGUGGAAAUGAAGCAGGGGUGAAAUAAAAGACUGUGAAUUAGAACUUUAUCUGCAUGUUCAGAAACAUAAUCCUGUGUUAGUGGUACUCAGAGGUUUGCUGCUACAUGAGCUGUUUUUUCAGGUCGAGAUUCUGUGUUUUUUAGAUAUCUUGUCAUGUGACUAAAGUUGUUUGUUUAUCAGUGAGACCAGCAAGUUUCUGUGUUGAACAGCUGCCAGUUUUUGUUUGUAGUGAUGGUUUAAUUUCUCUUCAGAUGUACUAAUUUUAUUACAGAGCUAUUUUUCUACAAUCUUUGUUGCUUUUGUCUGUUUUUCUCUAAUUAUGUUUUUACUCCUCGGCUAAAAAACUUCACAGCUCUUUUUCUUGGUUACUUCAACCUGUAGCUUCAAACACUCUGAGUUUAUACCUGAAUUUAUUAGAAUUUUCCUUAACUGUGUAGGCCUUAACUGUGCUAACAUGAUCAGCAUGAAUCGGGACGUUGCAAUGAAGAAAAGGCAUGCAACAGCGCCAGAAUUCUGGUUUAUCAAAAUCUAUCAUGCUACUGUGAACAUCUACUUUAUCCUGCAUACCAAUGUUUGCUAAUUAGGAUUACCUUCAGCUGAAAUUCUAAAGGAGACCUUUUAUUGUCAUUUUUACUUUUCAUUAUGUCAGUCUUGGAGUCUUGGACACCUGUUGAGAGGUCUUGCAGGACCUGCAGCUUAAAAAGCUUCUUAUCUUUUUAUCCUGGCAUCCAUGGGUGUUACUUUUUACACAGUGUUGUGGUCACAAAUGACCCAAAAGUUAUGCCUCAACUGAGACAAGCUGUAAGCACCAACUUAACUUCCUGCUGAUAGAAUACUUCAGGUUUCAUUAGAUGCAGAUCUAGCUUGGACUAGCCUUUAUUUUCAGAGGACUUAUUGGUGAAGUGACGAGCUCAAACAUUUACGAUGUGGGGAUUAUCGUAAAAAUAUAAACUUCCCACUGUUUCCUGGUGUCUUAACUUUAGGGAAGAGAAUUUAAUCGGGACUUUCCUUUAGAACUAAAAGAACAUUUACGAGGUGUUUUUUUUCUGUGCUGAAUCAACAAAGGAAGAAGCAAAGCAGUGAAAUAGACUUUCCAGCCUCCUUAUUAACAGACCAGGCUCAUCUCUUAGUAUCAUCCUAAUAGGACAGCAGAACCGAUGUCAGGUUGUGGGUAUGUCUCAAAACAAGCUGUCCAGAGAAGUACAGAUCAGUAUCUCCUUUAAUGUGCACUAGAUUUUCACUUUUCAUCGACAUUUAACUCAAAUCCUUUCACCAAAACCAUCAGAAUACGUCUGAAUCUAUUCAAGAGUAUAUAUGAGUCUAGGUUGACUCUUGUUUUUUCGUCCCUAAAGCCACACAGCUUUUAUGGCCAUAAAUAAAACACUGGAUAUGCUGACAGACAACAAACUGUCCAGUUCGCUCUGUCAGGCCUCUCUAACUGCAGCUCUGGAAAGCAUUACUCUUGUGCACUCUGACCGAUAGCUCACAUCCUGGGGACGAGCAUCGUAAUUUGAACACCAGUAGUCGACAUUUAUUAAUGCAUCUGUCAAGUGCCACUACUGGACCACAUUUGUUAAAUCCUAUCUGCACAGGCUGAAGUGGAGCCUCAUCCUCCUCGGCUGAGAACAGCGUUUAGCUGUAGAGAUUUAUGGCUGCUUUUAAGAGCAGAAACCGGUCUAAUCUGGUUGAGCACAACUGCCCUUAUUCUGUCAACACUUUCCCUUCAGUGUUCGACUCUCAUCUGAAGACAUACAUUAUAUUUAGUUUGUGUCAGAGAGGCUGAGGAAGUUGGCAGGAUUAGCUGUGUUUUGAUUCGCUGUUAUGGUGCAGUGCAGACAUCAAUACCUUUGCAUUAGUGUGUGAUUUUACCCAUGAUACCCCCAAAGGACUUCAUCCUAACAUUUGCUUUCAUUCUGAAAGCUUCACUCAGAGCUUUGAUUUCAGAAAAACACCCUCGCCUUCUGCUGCCCUUUGAUUUCUCUCCGCACAGUUACAGACUUACCUUCAUCUCUCUGCUUGUCUAAAAAUGACUGCGACUAGCAGACGGUGUAAGAUGAAUGAUACACAAUAAUAAAAGACUCACUGAAAGUUAUGGGACAUAAAUUAUUCACAACAGUGAGUACUGAAGCGUUUGGCAUGCUAACACUUCAAUAUGAUGCAUGGUUAUAACAGGAAAUGUCUCCUGUGCUGACAUAGAGGGGUCAUGUGGGAUCACUUUGAUGUGGAGUCAGCGCUCUCAUUUCUGGGUCUUUUAAAUGGAAAUUCAAGAUUUGACUAACGAAGGAGCACAAUUCAAAUAACGCAGAUAAACACAGAAUUAGGAAUAAUACCAAACUGGUGAUUAGUGAUAGCAGAGACAGCUGCAUUUAGGCCUUACAGGUCAUGUCCACGUUAGAGUCCAGUUUAACUAAACACAGCCUACAGACAACAUUAGAGCUUCAUUUUCAUGUAUGUGUGAAUCGCUGUGAUUUCUAAUGUUCCUGUGUAACUCCUCCACUCUGUAAUAUUUCAAGUAUUUGUUCUCUGAGAUAAAAAGUUAAGCAAAAACACCUCGUCUCCACUUACUAAGGCUGCUUCUACUAUCUCUGUCGCUUCUAUGUUAAAGGGAUAUUCCGGCAUGAAAUUAAUUUAGGGUCAAACACACCGUAACACCAAGUUAGACCCCCUUCAAGAGUGUCUAGUGCUAUGGCUGUGACCCUAUAUGUCCUGUUGAUGAAGUUAGGUGCUGUUCUGAGUAUUAUUUGUGGCUAUAGAGUGGCGUUUUGUUGAGGUUUGCACAUGGAGACGUAGACUGCUGUGUAUUGCUUUUGUGCGGUCAUUACUAAAGUUGGUAUAACUAGAGAAGUAAGCAGUCGGUCAUCUCUCGAGGGGGGUGUCUAACUCUGUGUUUCAGUGUGUUUGACCCUAAAUUAAUUUUACGCCGGAUUAUCCCUUUAAAUACAGACAAAUUCAAACGCCUCUUCAGGUAGAAUCUAUCCAUCCUGCAUUAAUCAGGUCAUCGAUUCAGUUCCUGGAAAUGUUUCCCAUUAAAUGAACUUUUGUCUUUACUGCUGUUAUAGUCAGUGCUAAUUCCCCUCAUUUACUAGGCCUCAAUAAAAACUGACUAAUGCUCAAUUAACCUUAAUGUGUUAAUAUAUUAAUACUGAAAGAAAAUUCUUUGUAAACAAUUGAAAACAGAUUAUAAAUCAUUCGUUCCCUUUGAUUCUUAUUCUCAAAUUUCCUUGCAAAUCUACUUUUUACUAAAGUUAAUACAUUCAAGAGUUGAGUAAAGACACAUUUACUGGUUUAUCCUGAGUGAAUCUUUUUAACUGUUUUGGAUAUUUUGAUCCCAUUGCACGACUUUCCUGAGUUUAUGGAAGGGGUCUUUUGUUUUUUGUCUUGCAGGAGGGCACGUCAAAGUUCGCCAAUCUUGAUAACAGGCUCAACAACAAACACCUUAACAGGGUAAGUUGAUUUAGUUUAACUUUGACAAAGGCAGCCUUGUUAGCGGAAACUCACUCUGGUGAAUAUCUAGGUCAGGGUCGAUGAGCUUUCUCAACAACAACAACAUGCUGAAACCCGCAGACUUGUAGUUGUGUAGGUCAGAGCUGAAGGUGCGAAGAAGAACAACCUAAACAUCUGAUAUUCAUCCUCCGACGUGCGUGAACUCAUUCGGGGUCACCGAGACACUUCAGAGUGUUCGAGUCACAGAGGAGUCACUUGAAAUGAUUUCACCAUUUGUCGCAGAGGCGAAACCUCAGAUCUCGGAGCAGAUCAAAUGGAACAAAUUUCACGAACUUAACAUCCUAAGUCUGGCAUGCAUACCAAUCAUUUUCGCCUGAAGGGUUGAACACCCCCGUAGGCCUUAAUGGGAGACCUUGGCAAGUUAAGGAAUGAUGUAAGAGGCUGCAAAAGUGUCAUUACUGUUGUAAAAGUUAGGGGACAAAGUGGGCUGUCAUUUCUGCAGGGAGGGAUCUGCGGUUCAACAUGCAUUGAAUUCGUGUAUUUAAAGGCCCUGUAAGUCUUUGUAGUUAAUCUUUAAUCAUGUGCUACAAAUCUCGAGGAGUUCAGGAUGUCAAAAACAUGCGAGUAGGAUUCAGAUUUGUUUCCCUCUGUUACAGGUUAGUGAUGGAUUUUAACUGAACGCACUUGAAAAGACGGUUUUUCCACAUUCAGACGCUGAUUCUGGUGUCAGUCUUGCUAAGCAGGGGGUGAUCCAGUGUUUUGAUGCAGGGCUGUAAGGGGGCUCGACUGGCAUGCAGCAGUGAAGAAGAACAGAGGGCUGUCGUGUGUGUGUGUGUUUGUGUGUGUGUGUAUGUGUGUGUGUGUGUGUGUGUGUGUGUGUGAUGUGCUGAAUCCAGAGCCAUGGGUUUGAAAAAUAGCUGCAGGCGGCCGCUCUGAAAUCCCUCUCUGCGUGUGGGCUCUUUUACGAUGUGAAAAGAAACCUCCGGGGGAAACGGAUGAAACACUGUCUCUCUUUUUUUCCGACACAGUCUAACGCCCAGGGCACCGUGCCCUACCUGGGAAUCUUCCUCACAGACCUCACCAUGCUGGACACGGCAGUCAAAGACAGGCUGGAUGUAAGUCACACCCCCUGAGAGUUGUUGGUGAUUUUUCAUUUAUCAAACCGGCUUUACAAAAAAACCCGUCACUCUGUUUUGCAGAACGGCUACAUCAACUUCGACAAGAGGAGAAGGGUGAGUGUCGCUUAAAUAUCAACACGGAGCUGCUCUAUCUGAUGCUCUGAUGCUAUUCCGAUGUAAUGACUCUGCCGCUGUGUUUCCACACUGAUUUGUUGCAACCUCAUAACCCUGAGAUGAUUAUGUGAGGGAGAGCACACCUGAAAGAAAAAAAAGUCACAAAGAGAAAAGAGAUACGUGGGGUAAUUUCUGAGAUAAGCGCCUAUUAGAGCGAGCAGAGGUAACGUAAUACCUGGGGGAGGAAAUGAUUAAGUGUAGGGCGCCGCGAGGAGCAGGAUGAGGGGAAUAAAAGAAGAGUAUUACUAGAUCAGUCAACACAGGCUUUUUUAUUUUCGCAUCGUGAAACUCGGUGCUGAUGAGACGCCUCUUUGUGAACAGGAAUUUGAGGUUUUAGCUCAAAUCCGGCUCCUGCAGUCUUCCUGCAAAAACUGCGUCUUCACUGCUGACGAGGCCUUCACACAGUGGUACCAGAGCGCGCCCACGCUGACGGAGGAGGAGAGGUAAACCAUCCGAGAUACACGUAUUCAGGAUGUUUGAAUUUGAUGGAUCAUAAAUGUCUGAAUCUGUCGGAUUUUGUGUGAUCGUUUCAGCUACAGGCUGUCGAGUGAAAUCGAAGCACCCAGCGAGCCGAGCCCUCGCAGCCUUAUGCCCACCGUCAUCAUCACACAGUGCCCAGAGUAAGCAGCACACACACACACACACACACACACACACAAAAAAGUGUGUAAGUAAAGAGCAGAGUGGGAUCCAGGGGGUCAGUCUGGGUCAUCUCGAACGAUUUUACACACGAGUUUAAGUAUUCCUCACGACAAAGCAAACAAAUCAGAGCGCGAGGAGUCUAAAGUAUCUUCUGUGGUUCUGGAGGAGCUUCCUGGAGUCUGAGGCGCGGAGUGUGACGGAUACGAGCAUUUACCAGACAGGAAGAGUCUGAUGGAACCCGCUGUGAGGAUGCAUUAUGGAAAAUUUGCGAUUUCCUGCUUUUAAAUGAGUUCAAUUUGCAUGACAUGAGGAGGAGGAGGAGGAGGAGGAGGAGGAGGAGGUUUGGAGUGUGCUGCAAAAUAAGUCAGAAAUUAUCUGCUGUUCUGAAUUUGAACAAUUUCUGCCGCAGUUUUUACUUCAGGGAGUUAAAAUGUCUCACACAGGCACCCUUACUUUAAUGUAGACAGGAUGUGAUUAUUAUUUCAUGGACAUUAAAGCUGUAGUAUGCGUAUUUUAACAACAUUUAGCCAAACAGACUGGUAGAGCUGUUUUUUAAAGGUGUAUUUCACCUUUUUUUUACUUUAACAUAAACAGAAGUUGUAAUGUUCCCUUCCAUGUACGCUGAAGUGUUUCUAUGGUAGCUCAGAAUGGACAAACUAGUGUCAUAGGUAUUUUUAUGAUAAGAGAGAGAACUUCGAUCUUUCAGUGUUCUAACUGAAACAGUCAUACAGGUUUUGACUUUUGCUGCAGAUUCUGGGAUUUUUAAGAUCUAUUUCUAUACUGUAUCAUAAAGAAUUAGCAGGUAUGCAGCCCUGGAGACAGAUAAGGGAGUGAUCGUGAUGCAAAACAAAGGGGCUUUGACAGUGUAUUCAUAUAUUUCGGGGGUGUUUUUAUGCUAUAAAGGGAGUUCAUCAAACCCUAAAGAAGGAGGUCUUCAUAGUGCCAGACAGAAUAAGUACUGAUGGAGGUUUUUUGAAUCAUGACAAAUUCAGGAUGACAGGAGCUUAUUGUCCUCGAAGGUUACUGUAUCUUUAUCAAGAAAAGGGGUGAACAAAGGAGCGCUUAACUGCAGAGUCCGACGGCUAGAUUUCGCUAAAUCUUCCCAUUUCUACGUGCUUAACCUGCUUAAAAAUUAAAAGGCUUUCAAAUCCCUCGUUUUAACUUCUCAAAUGAGAGUUUCCUUCAUGAUCAUUAAUUUUUAAGAUCAUUUAAUGGAAGCUGCAACCUCCGGUCUGGAGACAUGAAGCCAAAGCAAAACUGCAGUUCCUUUAGUGUCCACUUGAAGCAGGUUCCCAAAGCCUCAGAAGCCACAUACACACCGACUCUGCUGCUUCAGUCUUUGCUUUAACCACACCGAACUCAACUCGGCGUCAUGAGACUCUUUUUAACAUGUUCUGACAUUUUUUUGACUCAAUCACUUUUUAGAAAUUACAGUUUUAGUGGAAAAUGAAGGAUUGAUUAUAAUGAUAAUAAUUAUAACAUGAUUCCAGCCUAAUUUAAAAGUGCUCCGUGUGUUGACAGCCUAAGUACCUCUCGGACCAGCCUGCCUGGUGACAGUGACAGCCUCUUUGACUUCUCCUCCCCGGUUAACAACCUGCUGUCAAAACUCACUAAAGUAAGAUAUCAUUAUUAUUUUUAUUUUUAAUACUUCAGGGGAACGCUGCCUUUUUAAUCGCCUGUAUGCAUGAUUGAGCUGUGUUUUGUUUUUGUGCGCUGAGAGGACCAGACUCCAGUUUCAUGCUCGAUGAGUAACACCACCCUCGGCUAUCAUCCUCAUCAUUAUCCUCAUCCUCCUCAUUUCUGUUGCAGCACAUGAGAUCUCCGUCUGUGUCCUGUCUGGAUGUUGACACGUCUCCCCCGACCAAUGACUCCACUCCUGCCACGUUGACUCCCUCCAGUCCCACAAAAUCUCACCGCCGAUCGGCCUCCUGCGGCAACAACCCUCCGAAUAACGUCCAAGGGUCGGGGCCUGACAUGCGAAUCAUCAGGAUACGGAUGGACCUGCAGGACGGAAACCUGUACCGAAGCAUCCUGGUACUAACCCGGACUAUUUGAGUGUAAUUUACAGCAGCAGCAGUCAGAGUGUAGAAAAUGCUCUGGCCCAUAUUAUCUCUGCCUCGGUGCACUUACAGCCUCUCCUCUUAUCUGCAGAGAUCCUGUAAUGAUAGUCAUCAGAAUCAGAUCCUGAGGGUACAAUGGACCCAGGAUAUCAUUAGUGCAAAUCAAGCUGUCCCCGUGUCAUUGUUAUUCUCGUCUCUCCCCUCAGGUUACGAGCAAUGACAAGACCCCCACUGUGAUCAGCUCUGCCUUAGAAAAGCACAAUCAGGACCCCAAACAGGCAUCCAGAUAUGAGCUGAUACAACUUCUGCCGGAAGGGAAAGGUGAGGGGAAAUAAUCCACAGCUGCUGCCUCGACACUGCUGGAACUGACAGGAGUAUUUCUGGACCGAUUUUACCGUCACAUAUCCAAUCUACCACAAACAACAGCUAAAACUGGUCAAAUCAAGGUUUUCAGACCAUAUCUUACCUCUUUGAACAGCUUAUACUGAAUAAACUUAGACAGUCAUACGGGAUUUGAAGGGAAAUUCCGGCGUAAAAUUAAUUUAGGGUCAAUCACACCAUAACACUGAGUUAGACACCUCCUCCAGAGAUGAAUGUUGCCGACUGCUUGCUUCUCCAAAACGCCACUCUAUAGCCACAAAUAAUGCUCAGAACAGCACCUAACUUCAUCAACAGGACAUAUAGGGUCACAGCCAUAGUACUAGACACCAAACAUCUUUUUAACUUUGACUCAUUUCUUUAGCAAAGAGACUAAACACAACUCACCUACUCUCUUCCAGCAGCCGCUUGUUUGUAGCAAGACCCCAGGCCAGUCUAUUAUGGACUACAGCGGGGUGACGCAGCUCAAGGAAGAACAUUUAUGAUCAUUUCUUUAUCAUUUCUUUGAAGUAAUAAUCACCAUAUUAAUCAUUUUUCACUGCAGACACGGUAGUUCUUCGGCCUUAGCGUCUCGGUCUGAUUGUAUUUCCAUGAAGAAAUGAUCAUAAAUGUUCUUCCUUGAGCUGUGGCACCCCACUGUAGUCCGUAAUGGACUGGCCCGAGGUCUCGCUACAAACAAGCAGCUGCUGGAAGAGAGUAGGUGAGUUGUGUUUAAAAAAAAAAAAAAAAAUGCAUCAGAUUUCAUAUAGCGCUUUAUCAGAGACCCUCAAAGCGCUUUACAUUGGAUACAUCAUUCAUUCGCUCACACAGUCACACUUUGGUGGUGGUGGAAACGUGGCUGCCAUUCUGCGCCUACGGCCUCUCCGACCACCACCACACAACACUCACAAUCAUACACCAGUGGAGGACACACACUGGGAGCAAGGUGGGUUAAGUGUCUUGCCCAAGGACACAACGGACAGACUUGGAUUAGGGGGGAAUCGAACCGCCAACCUUCCGGUUAUUGGACGACCGCUCUACCUCCUGAGCUACUGCCGCCCCCAGUUUAGUCUCUUUGCUAAAGAAAUGAGUCAAAGUUAAAAAGAUGUUUGGUGUCUAGUACUAUGGCUGUGACCCUAUAUGUCCUGUUGAUGAAGUUAGGUGCUGUUCUGAGCAUUAUUUGUAGCUAUAGAGUGGACUUUUGGUUGAGGUUUGUUUAUGGCUCCUCAGACCUCUCUGUAUUGCUAUCCUGCGGUCGUUUCUAAAGUUGGUAAAACUAGAGAAGCAAGCGGUUGGCAACAUUCAUCUCUAGAGGGGGUGUCUAACUUGGUGUUGUGGUGUGUUUGACCCUAAAUAAAUUUUACGCCAGAAUGUCUCUUUGACCCUUAAGUAACUUCAAAAAUUUGCAAAUCCUGCUUCAUAGUUCACUCGCCUUAAAGAGGAACCUAAGGGGGGAAUAAUAUCAAACAACAGUCCUCACAUAGAUCAGGUCUUUGGAUGUUUGUCUUAACCCUGAUGCCACCAGAGCCGGACUAAAACUCUGCUGCAGCUUCAGAUAAAAACCUCCCCCAGUCCUGAUUUUGUCUUUCUUGUGAUCUUUCCACAGAGCUGGUGAUCCCUGCGACAGGAAACGUCUUCUACGCCAUGACAUCAUCCAGUGUGGACUUCCUGUUGAGGAAAAAAGGCGGAAACGUUCCUCUGGGCUCACAGCCAAUCAACACGGAGACGAGCGCCACUUUUCCUCGAAUAAAAGCCAAGGGGAGGCGGCUGGUCCGGACUCUGUUUUGACGGCGUCGUUGUUUUUUCAGGAGCCCUCUUUAACAGCGAUCGUGGCCUUCUCUGUGCACAACGAAAAUUUGCAUUUGCCUUUCUCCCAAAGUCCUGCGACGCGUCCUCGACCAAAAGACCAAGUCUCCAUUUCAUCUCUAGCCUAACCUCUCAGACCUCCAGCUGCCCCGCUGUGAUCCCAGACUCUUUCAGAACUUAUUCACACCGAGACGAGGAGCGACGGAAACAUGUAACAGAGUUUUUUUGGUGCUGGCCCGUGAGUUUCAUUCAGGUUGCACUCGAAGCAUUUACUUCAUUCCAGCUCACUGACUGAGAUCUGUUUUAGCUCCCUGUAAUCCAGAGGAAACUCCUCGUUGUUGUUGUUGUUGUUGUUGUGUGCCUACGCUGUGAGUGAAGCUACCAAAUGUUGAUCAGAGAAGAUGCAGUUGAAGGCCGAAGAGCAGAAAAGGAAGAAGCUUAUUGAGAUCUAGAUGAAUCGUGUCGAGCAUUUCUCGCCUGGCUGCCAUUACUGCAGUGUAUAAAUAUGGAUUAUGAUUGUUCGACAGCUGCUGAUCUGAGGAAUUGAACAUUAUUCAGAUUUUACAAAUUCGACAAGAAUAGCCGACAUAAUAAAGAAAUAGGAGAAAAACUUGACCACCCUCCACAUAUAUGUGAUGUGCUGAGUAGCAUCACUUUACUCGAGUUUUAUCUUAUAAAUGAGAUCAUUUCAGUCAUCAGUGAUGAACAAAAUCCUCCCAGAGCGGACCAAUAGUACCAAUAGCAAUAAAAUUCUUGAAUUGAGUCUCUUCUGCAUCAGUGAAGCUACUUGCGAAGCAUUUUUGGCACUCUUUAUAAAGUAAAGCUUUAUAUUAAAGUUGAACUUAAGUUUUCACAAAAAGUAAAAGUUUGUCACAGCUGUUAUCAGCGUUAAAUUUGAGUCACCGAACAUCAUGUCAGGGUCGAGUCUCUAAUCCUUAAACUUCAAGUCCAAAUCACCGGGAAAGAAUCUGAGUUAAGCCCCAUUAGUCUGGUCCUUCUUAUUAAUAUUAUUCUUAUUUAUUUUCAUAGCAGCGGCUGUUUCACUCCAAACUAUUGGGACCUUUUGGAUGUGGAGAAAACACAUUUUAACACCUCAUGUCUCUUUACACACUCAUCGAUUCUGCUGCAGACAUCUCUACAGUCUCUGCAGAGACGAACGCCGUCUUUAGCUUACUAAUAGUCACAUUAUCAACAGUCCAGGGGCCGGCAGCAUCUUAGUUUUCUGGCUGCAUCCUGAGCAGAUGUCUGUUGGAGUUGUUUUUGUCUCAUAUCCUACAUGUUGCACCGCUCUUGCCUGCAGUUACUGUUGAAUAGUUUAGUUCACAGUGUCUCUUUAUCCUUGCAUGAACUCUAACUCAGCAUGCAUGCUGGCAAACGCACGUUUAAGUCCGGUCUCUGGACUGAAUAAAAAGUUAGGGCCUCACUUAAACAUUAAACCAGAGCCCGGUCUUUAUCAUGAGUCUAAAUAAGUGAAAUAAGUCCAAGUUCUCCUAAUGCAGUCAAUGCUCGAGCCUGAGUCCUCAGUCAAAGUGCAAAUCGGGUCACAAGUGGUGAAAAUCGCUUCAACGCGGACUGUUAAAGCAGCUCAGCUUCCUCCUGAUGUUGUAACCGCAGACUGUAUAUGAAAAUCUAUAAUAAUAUUCUAUAUACAGUGAGUGGUUGUGACAUAAAAAGCAACAGUGAAAGCAGAAAAUCGAUCAGCUUGCAUUACAACGUGCAGAUAGAGAUUCCACUGCAGUAAUGGCAGCUCGUGAAGUUCUGGUUGUUUGUCCGGUUUGUCUUCGGCGCCCGUCAGAUCAGGUUCAGAUAAAGACUAGCACACUAAAAGAAGAGCGGUGUGAGUGCAUUACUGUAGCAAAACACUGGAGCUUGUCAAAAGAGACUUACAUAUGUGUUGUGUAUAUUUAUAUAUAUAUAAUUCAGUGAGUGUGAAUGAUGUCAACAUUGUUUUUACACUGGCGAGGAGCUCUGUGUGUCUGAAUCAACAAGGACAAGAACAUUUCAAACAGGCCAGACUGACCGUAGAGCUGCAUGAAUCUGGGUUCUCUAUGAUUUUGCAUUUUUAGAACAAAGUGUGUGUUUGAAAUAACCUAAAAAGAAAGAUCAACUUUGCAGCUCUGUGGAGCAUUUUGGAGUCAAGGGAAUUUACUAACUAAGGUUUACGUGCUACGACUGCGACGUUCCCAAAAGGAAAACGUGCGUAAACUAAGUUAGCGACUAAAGAGAUAGAUGCUUUCCUCAGUAGCUGCUGUGAUACACCUGAAAGGAGAAUUAAAAGCACUUAUUUUAUUACACGGACAGAAUUACAGCUCCUCAUGAAUAUUUCAUCUUCAGCUGGGUUUGUAUUCAGGCAGCUAUUAGCUCAUUAACCCCUUAACAGGCAAAAAGCGCUUAACAGCUUGAGUUUCGCUGCCCCCUAGUGGCCAAAAUCAGACUAGAGCAGCUUUAAAAACACCUUGUUGCAUUUUCAAGGUGUUUUGCUUCACCUCAGUUAAUCAUUAUGAACCAAAACUAUCAAGAAUGGAUAUAUCACACCAUCAUUAUUAAGUUUAAAGACAGCAGAUUAAGUUUCCACGCAGCUCAUCUCCUCUGUUUUUGAUGCACAGUUGAACGCCUCUGCUCCAAGUUCAUGUCAUGAAGUUACAUGUCAGCCUCUCUGUGAAUAUCCUGGUCUCUGAUGGAGUCCUGUGACCUCCGCUCGCUCCUGCUCAGAGCCGGUGACGCCUCCUGCCGGCCGAGGCUCGAGCACGCCGCGAGCGGAGCGAGGAUUCUUCUGAGGACGUGUGCUCGCGUUUCACUGUUACUGAGUGUUUUAGUGCCUUUUUUUCUAACGGAUGCUCAUCUCUCCUCAUGUUUGCAUUAGAAUGUAUACAUUAUAUACCCGUACAGUGAGGGACCGCAGUCAUAUCCAGUGCUGUGUCGUCUCACAUCAAAGCUAUUUAUGCACUACAUACAGGAUGUCCUAUUUUUGUGGUAAUAAAUUUACUUUUAUAUGAA
Molecule: messenger RNA, 39214 nt
Organism: Xyrichtys novacula (pearly razorfish)
Lineage: Eukaryota; Metazoa; Chordata; Actinopteri; Labriformes; Labridae
Source: the annotation of a GenBank genome assembly